ACAAAGCUGAAGGAGGAUAUAGCCAAGUGGAAAGAGGAGAUCAGCAAGCAGAUCACUCAGCAAAUGGAGUCCGUUCUGAAGGAGACAAAGAGUGAGCUGAUGAAGAUGGAGGAGCAGCAGAUGAUGAGAAAUUCCAUGCUGGAACAGAUGGUGACUGAGAUGGCCAACCAGCUGAAUGCUCAGGACCAGGAGCUGCUGCAGAACAUGGAGGAAACAUUCCGGAAGAUUCAAGAAGACUGUGACAAACUCAGAUAUGUCUCUGUGAGCCUCCAGACAGACUGCCAGCUAAAGCAGAAAGCUAUUGAGACGCUGUUCCAGUCCUUGGACACACUGAAGAAGGAGAAGGCAGACGAGCAGAACAUGUUGAUGGCAAUGGACAUGGCUGAGCAAAUUGUGCCCCACAGUCUGGACUUGAGGCUGGCGUUGCUCCUGCGGUACCUUGCGGGGCAGCUCUGA
Molecule: messenger RNA, 456 nt
Organism: Empidonax traillii (willow flycatcher)
Lineage: Eukaryota; Metazoa; Chordata; Aves; Passeriformes; Tyrannidae
Product: glutamine-rich protein 2-like
Exons: 5
Coding region: 64-456 (130 amino acids)
Source: RefSeq, a predicted model, not a curated record